AUGGAAUCAAAUUUAACCUCAAGUUUUCUUAAAAUUGGUGAUACAGUUGGUUUAUAUGCUGAAGGUGCUGUUUGCGGAUUUAUAAGUACACUUGGUCUUGUUGAUGAUCGUUGUGUUGUUCAACCCGAUGCCGGUGAUUUACAGAAACCCCCUAAAAAAUUUCGAGAUUGUCUCUUUCGUAUAUGUCCAAGUCAUCGGUAUAGUGCUCAAACACAAUAUUGGAAUGCAUUAAAAAGUCCUAAUACAGCUCGAGAUUUAAAAAAAUUACAAGUAGCUGCUGAUACAGAAAAAAAAACAAAAUGA
This is a messenger RNA of Adineta steineri, 303 nucleotides long. Lineage: Eukaryota; Metazoa; Rotifera; Eurotatoria; Adinetida; Adinetidae. The record is from the annotation of a GenBank genome assembly.